AUGGAUUUCGACGAAGGGAAGCGAAGUUGCAGAAGGAAGUUAGAGCGGCAUAACACGCGAAGGCGGAGAAAGCCUCCGGUGGACUCCGGGGGUACUGCUCACGGCGAACAGGAAGCUGUUACUGAGAAUGAGGAAAACAAUUAUGAUGCGGAAGCAGGAAAAGAUUGUUCAAAUUUGAGUACUGAGAUCAACGAGAUAGUACUGUUGCCAGAUCAUGAACAUGAACCUGUUCCCACUCUGAGAGCGGAUCCAUAUGCCCAGAAUGUUAAUAGUGAUAAUGUUGUGUCUUUGGUUGUUUCCGGCGAAACGCGAGUGAAUAGUGGGAACACUUCUAAUUCGCCUUCUUAUUGUGAUAAUAAGAGUGCCUACACGUCUAUGUGUCAAACAGGUCGAAUUUCGUUUAAGCUUUAUGAUUGGAAUCCUGCGGAAUUUCCUAGAAGGCUACGACACCAAAUAUUUGAAUGGUUGGCAAGUAUGCCUGUAGAGUUGGAGGGUUAUAUUCGUCCUGGGUGCACGAUCCUGACAAUUUUUAUUGCAAUGCCUAACAUUAUGUGGAUAAAUUUACGGAAAGACUCGUUGGAAUAUGUAAACGAUCUUGUUGCUCCUGGAAAGAUGCUAUCUGGAAGAGGGACUGCGCUAGUUCAUCUGAAUGACAUAAUCUUCCGUGUUAUGAAAGAUGGAACUUCUCUGACGAAAGUCGAGGUAAACUUGCAGGCUCCGAGGCUUCACUAUGUUCAUCCCACAUGCUUUGAGGCUGGCAAACCUAUGGAGUUUGUUGCUUGUGGAAGUAACUUGCUGCAGCCUAAAUUUCGGCUUCUUGUAUCAUUUUCUGGAAAGUAUCUGAAAUAUGAGUAUUGUGUACCAUCUCCACAUAAAUGGACUGAAGACAAUAUUUCUUGUGCUUUUGACGAUCAGUUAUACAAGAUAUAUGUCCCUCAUACAGAGGAAAGUCUCUUUGGGCCUGCAUUUAUUGAGGUGGAGAACGAGUCUGGUUUAUCAAACUUUAUUCCUGUACUCAUUGGGGAUAAAGAAAUUUGUUCUGAAAUGAAGACACUGCAGCAAAAAUUAGAUUUAUCGCUCCUUUCUAAACAAUUCCGGUCUGCAUCUGAUGGUUCUAUCUGCAGCUCGUGUGAAACAUUUGCACUUAGUCACACAUCAUCAGACUUACUUGUAGAUAUUGCAUGGUUGAUUAAGGACAACACUUCAGAAUUUUUUGACAGAGUGAUGACAGCUUCACAAAUCCAAAGAUAUUGUCAUUUGUUGGAUUUUCUGAUGUGCAAUGAUUCAACAAUCAUUUUGGAAAAAAUAUUACCAAAUUUGAUAACCUUGACAGAAGGCAUGAAAUCCAACUUUGUGAUUAAUAGGAUGAGUGAUAUUCAUACAUCGCAAAUCCUGAAUCAAAUACAUAAUGCUAAAAAUGCCAUAUAUCAGAAACAUCCGAAAAAUGGAAGUAUAAUUGUGCUCUCUGAAAUGAAAGACUUUAAACUUGCUCAGGGCUGCUCCCAAGAUAACAAGCUCCCAGUUGCAGUUAACAGUCAGGGUAUCCUGUCAAGAGCAGAUGCGAAGUGGGGAAUACUGAAAAGUCUAACUUCUAAUGACAAAAAUGAAAGAAUACCUCUUCUGAAGAGAGAUAUUAUAAUGAAUGUGGAAGAGUUGCCUGAAAGAUAUGGUCGUGGAUGUUUGGGCAGGGGGUUCUUGAUCUCUCGACCAGCGAUUUUUGUAAUUGUUUCGAUUGCUGUUUGUCUUGGGGUUUGUGUAGCUGUCCUUCAUCCUGGAAGGGUUACUGAGUUAGCAGUAUCCGUUAGAAGGUGUUUGUUUAACUAUUAG
Messenger RNA from Sphenostylis stenocarpa, 1827 nucleotides. The record is from the annotation of a GenBank genome assembly. Lineage: Eukaryota; Viridiplantae; Streptophyta; Magnoliopsida; Fabales; Fabaceae.